AAAAUUAAUUGUAUUUAUUGGUUUUGAAGUACUGUAUCCCGCUUUUUGAGGGUCGAGUAAGAGAAUAUUGAGGCGCAACUGGUAAAGGGGGGCGGUGUGACGCGUCAGUCCCGAGCGCUCAGAGCAUCAGUCCAGGAGCGCCACAGUGAGCGCCACCCAAACCCAGGAAUAAUCACAACUUUCAAAGAUGUUGCUCCGCUAUACAUGAAAGUAUUUUUCUCUUUUUAAUUUUCACUUCAUGGUGGAGUCCGCACACUUGAUCCUAUUGCAUCGUGGGAAUUCAUAUGAGGAUGAGGUGGGCUCAGUGUGAGAUCCCAGCGCUCUCCCGGGUGAACAUGUCUGCUCUCGGCGGCUCAUACACGCGGCGCUGGCUGCUCCUGUCCGUGUUUGUCUUGGCUCUCAUGCUGCCGGCGAGCAGCGGCUGUCCCAAAUCAUGCGCCUGCUAUGUUCCCGGAGAAGUGCACUGCACCUUCAGAUACCUCACCGCAAUACCUGAGCAGAUCCAGGCGUCUGUGGAACGCAUUAACAUGGGAUACAACAGGAUAACGGUAUUGAGAGAGGGCGACUUCACAGGACUUCUAAACUUGGAGCUUUUGAUGCUUCACAGCAAUACCAUCCAUUUGAUUGAAAACAGUGCAUUCCUGGACCUUAAAUCAUUACAGGUCCUCAAGAUGUCCUACAACAAGGUGAAGGAGCUCAAGAAGGAGACGUUCAAAGGUCUAGACUCCCUGCUGAGGCUGCACAUGGACCACAACAGCAUAGAGUUCAUCAGCCCCGACGCCUUCUUCGGCCUCACCAGCCUCCAGCUGGUCCACCUGGAGGGCAACCUGCUGCACCAGCUCCACCCGGACACCUUCGUCACCCUGAGGCUCAGCGGGGCCUUCAAGGUGUCCUCGGUGAGGAACAUCCACCUGUCGGACAACCACCUCACCGGCCUGCCCGCCGACAUCUUCAGCGGCUGCUCGCGGCUGGAGAACCUCUUCCUCCACGGGAACCCCUGGUCCUGUGACUGCCGCAUGGAGUGGCUCCCUAAGUGGUCCCAGAGGAACCCGGGUGUGCUGAAAUGUAAGCGUGACAAGAAGUACGCACAGGGCCAGCUGUGUCCCAUGUGUGCCAGCCCCGGGCCCCAUCCCGGCCGGUCCCUCUCCCAGCUCCCCAGCGAGUCCUUCACCUGCACCCAGCCCUGGAUCCAUCCCCACCUCAAGCAGAGCAACCUCAGCCUGGCCACCGGCGACUUCACCCCGGUCCUCCCUAGGGACUUCAUCGCCCCCAUCGGCUCUAUGCAGCUGAACCUCACCGACCAUUUCUUCAACGUGGCCGUUCUGUCCUGCACCGUGCAGAGGCCCUCGUCCAUGGAGAACCUGACCCUCACCGAGGAGGACGACGACGUCAGCCUUCUCAGAGUCGACGUGGCCUCCUCGCUGGUGUGCAACGUGGACUACGAACAUGUGCAGCAGCUGUGGCACAUCCUGGCCACCUACAGCGACUCUCCCAUGAGGCUGGAGAGAGGCCUGAUGCUGUCCCGGAGCCCAGAGAUGCUGUAUCAGUACCGGCAGCUCAGACCGGAGGAAGGCCAGGAGGGGAUCUACACCGACAUUAAGGCCGUGAUCACGGCUUCCCCGGGGUGGUUGAUGCAGGAGAUGGUACACCUCCAGCUCGACCGAACCACCACUACCUACUCCACCUUGCACAUACGGUACUGGUCCGUGGUGCACCUCCGCGUGGAGAGCAGAGUGCCCAAGAAGGAUCGCUACAGCUGGACCCUGAUCAAACGGGACAACAAGACGAGAACCGAGCACACCGUACUCAAAGGUGGUGUAGCAGAGCUGAACUGCCAGACCAUGGGCGAGCCAAAGCCUUCUGUCGAAUGGAUAUUAGCAGACGGCAAUAAGGUCAGAGCUCCUUUCUUCAGCGAGGAGGGAAAGAUUGUCAUCACAGCUGACGGGAGGCUCACUUUGCGUGGUGCCGACAUAUCCGACGCUGGCCUCUACCGCUGCAUCGCCACCAACUACCUGGACGCAGACAUUCUCAACUUCAGAAUCACAGUGCUGCCCACAGACGUGGAGGAAGCCGAGGUCAAUGGGGUCCAGCUCUCUAGAGCCCCGGGUCAAGAUCUGGUCCUGGACUGCGGCUCCACAGGCAGCCCGGAGGCCUCCGUUCAGUGGAUUCUACCAGAUCACUCUGUGAUCCGAGAGUCUUAUGGGAACAAGAAACUACAUGAGAACGGGACUUUGAGGAUUCGUGGUCUCACCGCGAGGGACCGGGGCUUCUACAGGUGCCUGGCUGCUAACUACAUGGGAGCUGAUCUGCUGGUCUCACUGGUGACCCUAACAGCGGAAGCUGCAGGGGGAGUAGCAGAGGAUGAAGAGCCAACGUUGGGUGUGGAUGUUAUGGUUGAGUCUGACACUGGGGAAAAGGAGCUGGAUCUGAGUGAGCCCCCUCCCCUAUCUGAAAGAACUAGUCAGGAGUCUAGGACUAUCACCUCGGACCGGCCCUACCCCAGGCUUGGGUCUCUAGGUCGGGGUAGAAUGGGUCUAAGGCGGAAUGGCGCGAUGGGAAACAGACGCAUCUGGAGCAACAGGAUCUUUAAUGCAAACAGCAGGAGAGUUGCCCCAGAGAAAUUUGCUGAAUUUAUGAAGAAGGCCCAAGGUGCAUCAAAACAAAGAGACACAGGUCUUUCUGGAAAUGGGGAAACAGGCUCUGGUGAGGGUUUUAACGAAGUGAUUUUACCAGAUUCAGUUACAUAUUCGACAGACAGCCCUCAAUUAGAUUCAACUUUGUUAACGGCAAGGCAACAGGAAUACAGCACCUACCCUGACACUGUGAUAAAGACACAGAACAGUGAGUAUAAUGGUUUAGCGAGCGCUCAGACCGAUGGCAUGAAAACAACAGAGUCAUACACACAGUCACAUCUUGUGACGCCUAUGGACUCAGCAUUUACAGAUAGUCCUGAGAGGUUGAAUGAACUCCAAAGUGAUGCAGCCACCCCACAGGACACUGUAUUGGAAAAAAGUGUAACAGCUGGUAAUUGGAUCAUACCAAGGGAAUUCUCCACUGAUGGAUCUACCAAAAUAAACCAAGAUCCAUCCGUGUUCCAUUCGGAUAGUGCUGUGGCUGACAACUCAGAGGAAACGGAGUUGACAUUCUCAGGGGAAAACCCUGCAGAGCCUGAGACCUCUACCAGAAGGGGUCUCUCUUUUGUCACAGAGCCCAACGUUACUCCAAUGACGGAUGGAGCAGGGCCGGCCAAUCCCGUUGUUCACACUUCCACGGAUGCAGAGAGCCAGACCACUUUCACAGCGGUUACCAUCACGGAGAGAGGUCAGGAUGAAGUUACUUUCCACACCACCCAAAAAAUCACAUCCCCGGGGCUACCAGCAGGAUCCACCAUCAUCUCCCAUCAGCAGAUUCACAUCAUUCCACCGCCAAAGACCGGCAGAGGAGGAGGAAGAGGAGGAGGUCGCCGAAGACCCUUCCAAGGACGUAGGAGGAUCAUCAAACCUAAUAGGAUCACUGACAUACAAUCCUACAUUAAUAAACUCACACUACCUACAAUAAAGAAAGAACGGAAUGUUACAGUGGGCUACACUGUGCAACUUGUAACAGACCUCAGUCGUGAUGCGAAAGAGAAGACGACAACAACAGAGAUACCAAAUGUGGCCAUAUCACCAAUAUCCAUGGGUUCCCAUUGGAGCAAAUCAGAUAUUCCUCUCUCUGCACGACAUACCACAGCUACAACAAAGUAUUACACUACUAAAGCCCUACUUAGCAACAGCCAGUCUGGUCCUGGAUAUUCACGUGACUACAUUACCUCUGCAGAUGCCCCUGAGCGUACCUUUACCCCUGAUCCAUUAAUGUCCACAAGCGAAGAAGCAAUCUCUUCAACAACCCCCAUUCCUACUAAGGCUGUACAAAAACGAUUCCAGUGGCACAGGCGGUUUGGUCACAAGGGGAAAUACAGGCAGAGGCUGAACAGAUUCCAGAGACCAUCCAUCAAGACACAGACAACGACCACAGUGAAAACCACUACAAUGAUCCCAACCACCACCCCUGCUUCUCCUGCAACCACCAUGUAUCUGAUUCACUCCAGAUACACUACAAGCAGAGAAAGCUCCUCAGAUAAUGGCUAUCAAGAUGUAUCCUCUGCUGAUUAUGAGCCUACGACGGCGUCACCUAUCUCACACUAUCAAACUAGUACAAUUCCAACAUUCAACACUUUCACCAAUACUCAGACAUCACCACCAAUCCAAACUAUUGAUUCCCCACCUACAGUCAGUCCACCUUCAAGGGCAAAUCCUGAUGAGUCCUCUGGGUCAGGGGGCUACCCUGAGGACUGGCGUGUGAUCAAACAGAAGCCUAAAGGAGCAGGAGGACGUAUUGGCAGAAGGAGGAAGCCCAUAAACGGAAGAAGGCCCUUCAGGAAACCUACAACUACUACGGCAGCUCCCACCACAACACAGGCAACAACUAAUUUAAAACCCACCAUUUACACCACCAUGAGAACCCUGAUGAAGACAACUGUAUUGCCAUUCUCCGUCUCCACACCUCUCUACACUCCAUCCAGGGAAUAUGAUGGUUCUACUGGGAUGGCAUCUUCAGAAGAGCAAACAAACGUAUAUGGAGAAGAUAAGUGGCAUGACUCGACCUAUACUACUCCUCAAACCAAGACUAUGACCAAAGGCCCCUGGGCAACCAUACCCAAACCUUCAUCCACUGUCAUCACAAUUAGGACUACAAAGAACCCAGCCACUACAUUUAGGACCACAGUCUACAGCAACAUCAAACCAGCCAAGGGGAACAGGUAUCAGCCAACAGCAAUGCCAAUCAGGCCGACAAUGAGAAGCAAUUCAGGGAUACCCGUCGACUUUGACACAUUUGCCAUAACCACACCCGAGCAAGAGUAUCCCACAACAGCAACAACAGUGGUUGUGGAUCUCACCACUGCCAAGAAUAUGCAAAGCAAGCCCAAGAUACUCGGUGGUAAUGCAGCUAGUUUCACGGUGCUGUCCAACUCUGAUGCUUUCCUGCCCUGUGAGGCAGUGGGAGACCCUGAGCCAGCCAUCAGGUGGAUGCGCUUCUCAACAAGUACAGGACACACAAUUACCAUCAAGGGAAAGAUGGGCAAGUUUGAAGUCUUAAGCAAUGGCACCCUGGCCAUCCAAAAUGCCAACAUUAAGGACCGUGGUCAAUACCUAUGUCUUGCUGAGAAUGAUCUGGGCUCAGACAAAUUGUUAAUAACCCUCUCGGUGGUAGCAUACCCCUCGCGCAUCCUGGAGCCAAAGAUCCGGGAGAUUAAGUCUCAUGCUGGAAGCACUGUGGAAAUGAAAUGCAAGGCAGAGGGCCGUCCCACGCCUCUGAUAUCCUGGAUUCUCGCCAACCGGACACAGGUGAGGGGUUACAUCUCAGGGAAGGGGAGGGCUUCCGUGACACCCGAGGGCACCCUGAUCAUCGAACAGGUGUCAGUUUAUGAUAGAGGUCAUUACAAAUGCAUCGCUAGCAACCCAGCUGGAGCCGCAACCGCAACGGUCCGACUGCAGGUGGUGUCGGCUCCCCCUGGCAUCCUGCAGGAGAAACGGGAGAAUGUGAAAGCUGUUAUGGGCCAGAGUCUGUGGUUGCCAUGCACGGGCCAAGGCAACCCCCCACCGACCCUUCACUGGGUCCAACCGGAUGGCUCGGCCGUGCAGACAAACAGGCCCGCUCCGGAUCCCAGAGUGGCAAUGUACGACAAUGGUACCCUCUACUUUAAGGUUUUGGCUUUAACAGACAACGGGAAAUACGAAUGCAUCGCGACGAGUUCCACAGGAUCAGAGAGGAGGGUGGUGACAGUGACGGUGGAGAAACGGGAUUCAGCGCCUCGGAUAGUGGAGACGUCCCAACUCAUGACGGAGAUGUCCUUCGGGGAUCAGCUAAGGUUGAACUGUAUGGCAACAGGGGAACCCAAACCCAGGAUUAUGUGGAGACUACCUUCUAAAGCCGUGGUGGAUCAGUGGCAUAGGAUGGGCAGCAGAAUCCAUGUGGAGGAAGACGGGACUCUGAUUGUGAACAUGGUGAACGACAAAGAUGCAGGGGACUACCUUUGUGUGGCGCGCAGCAAGAUGGGCGACGAGUUCCGGCUCAUGAAGGUCACUGUGUCCAUGCAGCCCGCUAAGAUCGAACCAAAGCACUACGGCAAGAAGCAGGUCCCCUUCGGUAGAGACCUCAAGGUGGACUGCAAGGCCUCGGGGUCUCCCCAGCCCGACAUCUCAUGGGGUCUUCCAGACGGCACGCUGGUCAACAGUGCAAUGCAGUCCGACAGCAGCAGCGGCAACAAUGGCGGCCGCAGAACACGCCGCUUUGUCCUGUUUGAUAACGGGACCCUCUACUUAAAUCAGGUCGGUAUUUCGGAGGAAGGCGACUACACCUGUUAUGCAGAGAACCAAGUCGGCAAGGAUGAAAUGCAUGUGCACAUCACCGUGGUGACAGCCGCUCCAAGGAUUCGUCCCCCGAGGCUGACCUAUGGCAAGGUGAAGCCUGGAGGCAACGUCCGUUUUGACUGUGAGGCGGUGGGGGAGCCCAAACCUAAGAUUCUUUGGAUGUUACCCAACAACGACGUGAUUGCAGCGUCUCAUGAGCGCUACCUGAUGCAUGUGAACGGCUCCCUGGAUAUAAGAGACGUAAAGAUGAUGGACGUAGGCCAGUAUGUCUGUAUGGCUCGCAACCCCGUCGGCGAAAACAGGAAGGUGUACAGAUUGGAGCUGGACGGCAACCCGCCGGUGAUAAAUGGCUAUCGGCAGAACAGGACAGUGAUCAAGGACGCAGCGGUAAAGUAUUCCAGGAAGUUUAUAGACUGCAAGGCUGAGGGAACGCCGUCGCCAUCAAUCACCUGGAUCAUGCCGGACAACAUUUUCCUGAAGGCUCCAUAUUUCGGAAGCAGGAUCAAUGUCCAUCAUAACGGGACGCUAGAGUUUCGAAACGUGAGGCCAACCGACACUGCAGAGUACAUCUGCAUGGCGAGGAACGGCGAGGGAGAAGCGGUCAUGGUCGUACAGCUGGAAGUGACCAGCAUGUUGAGGAGACCAAUCUUUAGAAACCCCUUUAAUGAGCGCGUCGUCACCCGGUUGGGGAAGACUGCGGUGUUGAACUGCUCUGCAGACGGAUAUCCCACACCCGAGAUGAUAUGGAUCCUGGCAAACGGGACACGGAUUACCGCUGGGCCUGAACGCGGAUACAGGCAUCACCUUGGCAGCGAUGGGACUUUUAUGAUCUACAACUCUGUAAAAGAGGAUAGCGGGAAGUACCGCUGUGCUGCAAAGAACACUGUGGGCUACAUUGAGAAGCUCAUUCUCUUGGAGGUAGGCCAGAAACCUUACAUUCUCUCCAGGCCAAGGGGCAUCAUACGCGCUGUUUCUGGGGAACCUCUGUUCGUCCACUGCCUGGUCGACGGCAGCCCCAGACCCAGCGUCUCCUGGACCGUCCCAGGAGGACACACUCUGACCGGCACGCAAGCCCUCGGACGCUACAGGCUGCUGGAGAAUGGGACCUUGGUGGUGCGCGACACGACAAUUUACGACAGAGGAACCUAUGUGUGCAGAGCGCAGAACGACGCAGGCGAAGCCGUUCUUAAGGUCCCUGUCAUCAUCAUCGCAUACACUCCCCGCAUCACGACCUGGCCACCGCCUAAUGUGAGGGCGAUGGUGGGAGCACCGGUCCAGCUCAGCUGCGGUGCCAUCGGGAUCCCCAAACCGGAGAUCAACUGGGAGCUGCCGGACGGGUCGGUUCUGUCUGCAGCGGGGCCGGGCCGCCCCAAGGGCAGCGAGUUGCUCCACCCUCAGGGAACACUGAUCAUCCAGAGACCCAUGGUCUCAGACUCUGGUGCAUACAAGUGCAUCGCAAAGAAUCAACUGGGCACAGACACAAAGCUAACGUAUGUACGCGUGCUGUGAGAGAGAGACAUGUGGACAGCGUUGCAUCAGGUUGAUGGCAACAUGACAUCAGACCCCUAAUAGGAUGAUCACAGUUUGUGCAAAGACUUUAAAUGGAACGUGGAAAAAUAGAGACGGGGGCUAGGGAUAUCAUGGAUGAUUUGAUGUUUCAAUUGUUGAAUAUAUGAAGUCCCAUCAUAGCGUUGUCUUAGUGAAGCAUGAAAUAUCUAAGUUCAGAACAAAACAGGGGAUAUAGAAGAUAUAGGCUUGAGUGUGUCUGUUUUCAGAGUAAAUCCGGCACAGUAGUGGCAAGUGGGGCCCAUAAAGAGGGGGAGCUGUCAGUUACCUUAUUGCAGAUGGGGGUAAUAUUGAAGCUAUGGGCAGCAGCAUGGGGUGCCACAGGAUGCUUUAAAUUGAGAAAUUCUCUGUGGGGUUGGACCGCCCACUGACAUUAGCAAAAUAUUUAUAUUUUCAUCUCACAUUGAGUGACAGCUGUUUUUUUAAGAACACUAUCCAAAAAUUGUAUCUUUCUCAAUUUAAAGAUAACUUUUAAAAACGUUUUAAAACAUGUUUGUACACUGGAGAACUUACAUACCAACAUUACAUGCAAAAUCUUCAUCUACUCCUCUUCUAUAUCAUCAUUUAGGUCUUUAUAAGGGAAACAUUAUUCAAUGAAACACAGAACUAUUGUGUUAGACAGAAUAAAGUAAGAGGAUACUGUUAUUAAGUAAAAAUGCAGUAAAUGUACAUUAUGUAUCAAGAAGUUUGAAUAAAAACUAGAAUUAGAGGAGAAAAACAAAAUGAGCCCUUCUGUUGUAUUUCCCAACUUAUUGCUUUGAAAUACCAACCAUUCAAAAGGUUAAUGCAUAUGUUUAACGUAUAGACUAGGUAUUACUGUUGUUUGGUGGAAAGACGUCUGAGAUACGUCAAUACAGAUCUGUAUGUGUGGUGUAUAUAGGUGUGGAUCAACCCAGUGGGUCCUUGAGAGAAAGCGAGAGCUGCUGAUCCUCUCUGAAGGUAAACUUCAACUCCAGCUGUGAAAACAGCUCCCGUCGAACCCUCCCUGCCAUGUGGCAAAUCCAACAGAGAGCUUCUGAUACGGUCUGCGAUAGUUUGUUUUUUUGCGGCCGGGGGAUGUGGAUGUGAUAUCGGAAGAAGAAGGAGAAGCUGGUGAAGUGUUUUGACAUGAAACAACACAAUGUGCGAGGUUUCAUACUGCUGUUCUGCGUCUUUUAAGUCUCUGGUUUGGUAUUGACACAAGAUAAAUAUACCAAAAAAACAAUGGCUUUAGAUGGAUGGAAAAAGCCAAUAAAGAACAAACUGCCGUUUUCUUUGCUCUAGAAAAUAAAUAAUAUAUUCGCUUACAGAUCCCAACUUAAGAAUUGGCUUCAGUUGCCACAUUAACUUUGAUUGGCGCUAAUUUUUAACAAAAAUGCGCGGUAGCUUUAAGAACAAGUGGGAACCAUUUCUUUGCAAAUUGCUGCAAUUCACUGAGAUCCCCUAUAAUGAUACACACUUAGGAAAACUUCUGGGUUCCUGUUGACUUUGAGACUUUACCUCAUCGCUAAUGCUGCCAGUUAAACUGAAAAAGGACCAGAGUACUAAACCAACCAAGUAACAAGUAGCUUUGAGAUGGAAUAGUGCUUACAAUAUUGAAUCCAUUCGGAAGUGCACUUCCGAAUGGUAAGGUUCCAUCUUCAAAUAUAUCCUUGUGGUCAGAGACAUUGGACCAUUUUUUAAACCACUUAAAUGUUCCAGACAGUAUAAGAAGCAUACGAAAAAGGAAGGAAUUCUGUUCCAUAAACAUAAGAAUGCAGUGUAAUUCCCUGGUAUUUGAUGAACACCACUUGUUGGAUGUGUGACCAAUGUUCAGUCAAACAUAUGGUGACCACAACACUAAAGGGAAGGGAGAGAUGCUGUACAGUUCCUAACAGGAAUAUCUUUCUGCUAACUUCAUUUGAAAAAUAUCCAAAUUGAUCACAAUCCCUGGUUUGGUAGAUUUAUUCAGUACUGCUCUUGAAGGGUAACCGUCAUGCGCACUAGUUUUUAAUAUAAGAGAAGAUUGGGUUUAUAUUUUCAGUUCCGCUCUUGAAAGGAACCAGUCACGCUUUUACUUUGUAAUAUAAAAGAAGAUUUGGUAGAUAUAUCCAGUUCUGCUCUUAAAGAUUACUUUGUUAUAAAAGAGAGUGCUGCUCUGUUUUGUACACUUCAGCCAGGGGGACCUGGCCAAAAGGGCAGCACAGCAUGGGGUAAAACACAACACAAAACAAACAACUCAUUCAUACGCAUGUUGUGUGAAAUAAAUAAACUUACAAAUAUAUAUAA
Molecule: messenger RNA, 10226 nt
Organism: Gadus morhua (Atlantic cod)
Lineage: Eukaryota; Metazoa; Chordata; Actinopteri; Gadiformes; Gadidae
Gene: igsf10
Product: immunoglobulin superfamily, member 10
Exons: 10
Coding region: 285-7922 (2545 amino acids)
Cellular component (GO): extracellular region
Molecular function (GO): protein binding
Source: RefSeq, a predicted model, not a curated record